AUGCUUUCGACACCAGAGACCGUCGCCACCCACCAUGGCGUCUGCCCAGAGGGUUGUACAUGCGCAUUCAGCGUGGCAUCGCAUAUUGCCAGUACACCCAUCACGACUCUCCAAGUCGCCCCUCCUUCCUCUCAAGUGUCCAAUACCGCGUUUAUGGAGCAUCUAGAGGCCUCUAGUGACCAAGUGGAUGGAUAUGCUACUGUGCAUUCCAUGUUACACGUUCUCGAACAACGCGCCUCGAGUUUGCAACAGGAGCGGGAUCAGGCCGAAAGAGCGUAUCAGGCCGCCCAACGGUCCGUGGCGCGCUACAAGGCCGCUAUGGCUGAAUUUGGAAAGCCCGCGCCUGUUGGGAGUGGCAGCGAGGACAACGGCGGGUCCGGCUCCUGGUCGGGGACAACGCCGCUCGCGCUUGCGACACCGCCGACGAUAUCGAGGCUGCCAAUCGAGCUCUUGAUUUACAUUUUCCUCUAUGUCCAAAACACUGUCGUCGCUGCCCAGGUCUGUCGGUACUGGCGACAGGUCGCAUUGUCCUGCCCCCGUUUGUGGUCCUCCCUCCAUGUUCACCCGUCCAAGGGUGGUAAGCACCUCGAAAAUUUGCUCAAGAGGAGUAUGGGGAAUGGCAACAACGGAAGCUUGAUCGAUGUCUGCUUCUGCCCUGUGCGCGUCGGUCCCCUCAAGCUUCCCGCAGAUAUGCGCCAUUAUGCGACAUAUCAACAGGAUGCGGGUGGAAGAGCAGCGCAUAACGCUCACUCUUCUCAGCUUCAUCCACUUGUCAACUCGUACGGACUUCCGCUGUCCUUGCCACCAAUCUACACCCAGAUGUAUCAUCCAGACAUGUGUCUUACGCCACAAAUCGUGUCUAUCCUUGACAAGCACGUCUCGCGUAUCUCUUCAUUUGAGAUACAUGCCACUGUACCCGGUACAUGGCUUACUCUUCUGCCAUUCCUCUCGCACCCCGCUCCAAAUCUCCGAACCAUGCACAUCUAUACAACGCUUCCUGGUGACGUUGCUCAACUCGCAUUCUUCGGAAACAACUCGACCUAUUCGGCACGUCCUCGACAAUCUCAGCAGGACAUUGUGAGUGCAACACCCAAGUUGCGCAAUGUCCAGAUCACAGGAUCCUUUCCCCUGCGACACCAUUCCCUCCUCCUUCGAAAUCUUACCAUCCUUCGGCUCGAACGCGUGCCUUUCAUCUACCGGCCAACCACCUCGCAGUUAUCGUCUGUCCUUCGCGCAUGUCCCGAGCUCGUUUCAUUGUCCCUUCUCGAUGCAGGGCCUGUCCCUGAUGAGGACUUUGAUGGCGACGACGAUCUGGCGACGAUCCAAGAAGGCCCCAUCCAAUUGAACCACUUGCGCGCGUUAGCUUUUCGCGAUACGGAUGUCGUGCUGCAACCUAUGACUCCCCCAAAUCACCCUACCACCGUCAUCCACACCCCCAACGGCCCAAUACUGGCUCCGGUACCCGGCGGUCUUGGGUUGACGCCUACGGUCAGCCAAAUGGCCGGUGCUGCUGGGCCCAAUGUGUCACUAGGAGAAGGAGGGGCGGUGUGGUUCUUUGAAAAUGUCCGCAUGCCAAAGCUUGAAGCGCUUCAGAUCAUGCUCGCUCCUCAUCCUCUCGCUUGUUCGCAGACUGGCCGCAUGCUGCCAGUCAUGGUCCAUACACCCGCCACCCUGACUGCAAACACCGCUACAUCUUCCACCACUUUGCCGGUUUCGCCAUUGACGACGGCAUUAGAGGCACAGACGCGUUCCAUCUUCCAAAACAUUCAAAAAUGCGAGACACUUGAAGAGCUCUACCUAUGGACCCCUCACGCUACCACUGGCGACGUGUAUGGUCUCCUCUCCAAGUUUGAGUCUCUCAAGAAUCUCGAGUUGCCCAUGGUCGCACAUCCGGUGGACACUCUCAAACUUUUCACUGUACCACAGGUGUCCAUGGAUACCAACGGUAACAAUCGGUCCGUCUUCCUCUGUCCGAGGUUGGAACGGAUCGGGAUCCCUUACAUCCAUGGUUGUGCACAACCUACACUCGAGCACGCGCUCAUGGAUGUAUUCAAUGUUCGAGACGCCAUCUCUGCACCGGACCGAGGUGUCUCGCCGUUGACAGCACUUCUCGCUCCCGGUGGUCGACCGACGUAUAUUAGUGAAACAGUAUGGAACUGGAUCGGCCAACGAGCAACGAUCCAAACACUCUUAACUCAACAAUCUCAGGCACCCUCACCGACUGUACAAACCCCUUCAUCCGACCCUUUCUCGCUUCCGAUACGCGAAAGCCGGAUGGACAUGCUAUUCGACAGAAUCACCAAAGAAGUUUCGUAG
This is a messenger RNA of Serendipita indica DSM 11827, 2316 nucleotides long. The record is from the annotation of a GenBank genome assembly. Lineage: Eukaryota; Fungi; Basidiomycota; Agaricomycetes; Sebacinales; Serendipitaceae.